AAGAUGGAAUGGAAAAGUAUGAGUGAAGUUAGUGAUAUUUAGUAUUGUUCACACUGUGACAAACAUUUAUUAAAUAACAACACUUUUGCAGAAUGUGAACGUUUUGCAUCUUCAGUUGAUUUAGAAAAUGGCGACGUCUUUGCUACCAAAACAUACGUCUGACUACAAUGAUGAUGGCUUAAGUGAGGAUGUGGAUGAUGGCUUAGGUGAGGAAGUGGAUUCCGCUGUUCAGCCAAUCAUUUCCCUCGUUAUUGCCAACGUCGGUGGUCCCAGUGUAGGGCCUGGAACAGCAGAUAAACGGAAGAAAGGUAUAGCUGAAUUUCUGAAAGAAUUUCAACCUAAUAUUGUGCUUCUCCAGGAGUUUUCCUGGAGCGGAAUAACUGGCUCAGCUUGGAGGAAUGUAACUAUUCCUGAGAAGUACGAAUACACCGGGAAUAACGAGGCUAGCAUUUUGUUCGAUAAAAAUGAAUUCAUUGUGGAGUUUCCUGGCCAGAAAGAAUUACAGAGCCUGCUUGAUGAAAUGAUUCGCAAAGUACAGCUUCCUAUAGGUUUUACUCCGUUAUCAAGAAUGUGCAUUCGAAUCAUUCAAACCAAAGGUGUCCCAGAUAUGAAAUUCCUUUGCGUUUCUUGGCAUGGUCGACGAAAGGGAAAAAUGACAGAACUGAUCAUGGAGCUAAAAAAUUUGCUAAUUUUCAUCGAAACAUUCAGCAAUAACAAGGACCUACCGUUCAUUAUUGCCGGCGAUUUUAAUAUUUCUCUUGAAGAAGCCGUGAAGCUCGUACAGAGUCCCCAUGUCAUUUAUAAGUAUCAGCCGCUAAGAAGGGAAGGGGGCAAAAUAAUAGACUUUUUCAUAGGAUCAGAAUUGUUACCAUUGGAUAAAAUGUCUGCGAUAGACUGGGAGAAGGUGGACAGUUCCAUAGAUGCUCUCAAAAUAUUUGAUCAUGAUCCGAUUUACGCUCAGAUUGGGCGUACUUUACCAAAGAAGAUUCCUGACCCCUCAACCUCUAAGCAGAAAUCGGCACAGCAGCCGCUUUCCAGUCGGGUGAAAAAACAAACUGGAAAGACUCGGUCCAGAAAAGCCAGUGUGUGACAAACAAUGAUGUAAGCCUAACUUAACCAACACUGAUAAAAGUUCAUGAAAAAUAGAAACUCCAAUAUCAAAUUGAUCUGCAAAGCAUACGUCAUUGUUUGACAGUUAGGUGUGACUUGUAUCACCUGGCCUACUGAACGUCCACACUAUCGAUAAAUUUGUUAUUAGUACUGUUAUAGUAUUUAUUUAUCUAUUUUAUUAUCUUAUUCAGGUAUCAGGAAUUUGACUCAGGACUCACAAGAAUUAACGAAAAUUCAUUUUUAUAUAGUAUUUGUUGUUUUUCAAAUGUAUAGGAACAUCAUAGUAUUACCAUAGUAAUAUAUAAAUGUAUUCACUUUACUGAUAUGUUAGUUAACCGCUAUAUCUAUAUUUAUAUAUUUUAUUUUAAUUUAUACAUUAUAUGAACUGUGUAUACAAAAUAAGCCAGUAUCGUCAUCAAUAUCAAAAAUUGGGUUCAACUUUAGAAGUGUUCCUUUAACAGACAGUACAUAGGAUGAAAACGCCAAAUCGAACAACUGAUCAGGUUUACUUCAAAUAAGUUAGUUUUGUUAAUUUUUUUUUAUAAGCAGAACAUAUAUUUAUUGAGUGCUGACGAAGAUCAUAUUGUAACUAGCAUUGCCAUUCAAGAAUAAGAUGGAAAUAUUUAUAUUUUACUAUCAGUAGCAUAACAAUAAAAUACCCAUAAUGGUGUU
Molecule: messenger RNA, 1782 nt
Organism: Saccostrea echinata
Lineage: Eukaryota; Metazoa; Mollusca; Bivalvia; Ostreida; Ostreidae
Exons: 2
Coding region: 128-1090 (320 amino acids)
Molecular function (GO): catalytic activity
Source: RefSeq, a predicted model, not a curated record